CAAUUAAGCUGCAAACACAUAAUGCACAAAAAGACAUUAACUUUAUUCAUUAGACGUAUAACAUUUAAAACCCAUCUGAAAAACAGCUAUUGAGAUACCGUUCCUGUGACAACUAGCCCCGGCUGUGUUCCAGGUCACUGCUCUUCUCCACAGCUCUUGAUCACAGAGUUUAUGUGACGUAAUUACAUGGCGUGGUAUCGUGUCCAAGUCUGCGAGAUGGAUCCAAACUCUAGAGGCGGGGAGACUGUUUCCAUAACGGUAUCCAACAGAACACAAUGUAAUGCACAAGUAGUCGGAUUAUGACCGUUUGAAAAACAGCCGUUCUCUCAGAUGAAAAGCAUUUGGAGAACAGCGAAAUCAGAUCUUCUUUGAACAAACCCAUCAGUAGAGUUGAUCAGAAAUGGCUGCUGAUUAUAACGGCUUCUGGAAAAUGAUCUCCAACGAGAACUUUGAAGAGUACCUGAAAGCUCUGGAUGUAAAUGUAGCUAUUAGAAAGAUUGCCACCUUGCUGAAACCUGAUAAAGACAUCACUCAGAACGGAGAUCACUUCAUCAUCAAGACUCUCAGCACAUUCAAGAACUACAACAUGGACUUUGUGGUUGGUCAGGAGUUUGAGGAGGAUCUGAGUGGAGUGGACGACAGGAAAUGUAUGACCACCAUCACCUGGGAUGGAGAUAAACUGGUGUGUGUGCAGAGAGGAGAGAUCGAGGGGAGGGGAUGGACACACUGGAUUGAGGGAGAUGAACUUCACUUGGAGCUGCGAGCCGCUGGGGUUGUGAGUAAACAGGUCUUCAAAAAGGCUUAAACCUGUACCGACAUUGUAAACUAACGCAAGAGAUCCAGGAAAACCCAACACUUUAAAGUACAUUUUCUAGCAUCUCUCCAUCUAUCUAUCUGUCUGUCUCUGUGCACCAUCAUCUGUGCUAUUGUGAAACCAGACAAACACCAUCUGUGAUAGUCUGUCACAAUCUAUAAGUGCUUGUUUGUUCUGAUCCUCACAGAGGAAGAUCUCCAGCGACUUUCCUUCUUAGGUGCCGCCGCUCGUCGUUUAGAUGUUAUUUACAUUAGUGGUGUAGAGAACACUGGGACAAGUUGCUCUGCAAGUGAACCAUCAAACAACAGGUGCGUCAGGAUAUUGUCUGGGACGCAACAAGAACGGUCCUCAGAUUGGGAGCUUCUGUGUACAAAAGUAAUGAGACUCCAGAGAGGAUGUGCUGAAGGAAAAAUGAUGUGACGAGUCUGAGUGCCGCCCGGAUGCUGUCGCUCUGAUUGAAGAGCCUGCCGGUCUCUUGGGUUCUGAGCAUGGCAGGGUUUUGCUUUCCUUCCCAUCAUGCUUCUGUGACUGUGCACACAAAAGAAUACAUAAAUGCAUUGCUUUUGCUCUUCAUAUGCGUCUUAAUGUGUUUGCUUGAACUUUUUAUCAAAGCACUAGUUUAAUAAAGCCAUACCAGCAGGAA
Megalobrama amblycephala (Wuchang bream) is the source of this 1457-nucleotide messenger RNA. Its product is annotated as retinol-binding protein 1-like. The coding region runs from base 401 to 805 and encodes 134 amino acids. NCBI's taxonomy places the organism in Eukaryota, Metazoa, Chordata, Actinopteri, Cypriniformes, Xenocyprididae. The record is from RefSeq and is a predicted model, not a curated record. Gene Ontology annotation, biological process: fatty acid transport. The transcript has 4 exons. Gene Ontology annotation, molecular function: fatty acid binding. Gene Ontology annotation, cellular component: nucleus; cytosol.